AUGGCUGGAGAAGAAGGAGAGACGGCGGCCGCGGCGACGAUCCCUCUGCUGACGCCGUAUAGGACGGGCGGCGGCGAGCUGGACCUGGCCCACAGGGUGGUGCUGGCGCCGCUGACGAGGCAGCGGUCCCCGGGGAACGUCCCGCAGCCGCACGCCGGCGUCUACUACGCGCAGCGCGCGACGGCCGGCGGGAUGCUCAUCACGGAGGCCACAGGCGUGUCCGCCGCGGCGCAGGGCCACCGGCCCACCCCGGGCGUCUGGACGGACGAGCAGGUGGACGCGUGGCGGCCCGUCGUCGACGCCGUGCACGCCAAGGGCGCGGUCAUCUUCUGCCAGCUCUGGCACGUCGGGCGCGUCGUGGGCAAGCUCCGGCCGGACGGGACGCCCGCGGGGACGCCGCGGCCGGUGUCCAGCACCGGCAGGCCGAUCGCCACUCCGCGGAUGAACGACGGCGUCGAGGAGGAGUUCGCGACGCCCAGACGGCUGGAUGUGGCGGAGAUCGCCGGCGUCGUCGACGACUUCAGGAGGGCAGCAAGGAACGCCGUCGACGCCGGGUUCGACGGCGUGGAGAUCCAUGGCGCGCACGGGUACCUCGUGGAGCAGUUCCUCAAGGACAGUGCCAACGACCGCGACGACGAGUAUGGCGGCAGCCUCGAGAACCGGUGCCGCUUCGCGCUCGAGGUGGUCACCGCCGUGGCUAGGGAGAUCGGCGGCCGCCGUGUGGGCGUCCGCCUCUCGCCCUUUGCCGACUACAUGGACUGCCACGACUCCGACCCGCACGCCCUUGCGCUCCACAUGGCCACCAAGCUCAAUGGCAUCCCCGGCGGCAUCCUCUACCUCCACAUGGUGGAGCCAAGGAUGGCACGCGCCGAUGGUCGGCGGGUGGUACCGAAGAGGCUGCGGCCGUACCGGGAGGCGUUUGGCGGGACAUUCAUCGCUGCCGGCGGAUACGACAGGGAGGAGGGGAAUAAGGUGGUCGGAGAGGGGUACGCCGACCUAGUGGCAUUUGGGCGGCUUUUCCUAGCCAACCCGGACCUUCCAAAGAGGUUUGAGUUCGACGCGAAGCUCAACGGGUACAACAGGGCCACCUUCUACACCUCCGACCCUGUUGUUGGCUACACCGACUAUCCAUUUUUGGGCUGA
Triticum turgidum subsp. durum (durum wheat) is the source of this 1143-nucleotide messenger RNA. NCBI's taxonomy places the organism in Eukaryota, Viridiplantae, Streptophyta, Magnoliopsida, Poales, Poaceae. The record is from the annotation of a GenBank genome assembly.